GUAGUUUAGUUUGUGGAAAAGAGGGCACCCAGCACUGUCUCCUCCCCCUUUCACUCACCCCAGUAAUCCCCGCCAGACAGGAGCCCUAGAUUUAAUUCAUGGGAAGAGCUUUGUUACCGUGUCUACUAAGUAAACAGGGCUGGCAGGCUCAGGCUGGGGUCUGCAUUUCAUCAUUGAUGGGCCGCUGACAUGAAUUUGGAAAGAAGAAAGAAAGGAAGGGUUUUCCUUAACAAGGUAAAUAAGCUGAAAGCACAGCUGCCUUGCUGGUACAUCUUUGAGAAGGAAGUCUGAACAAAGUCCAGUGUACACUCAGAAGUCAAUUGAACAAAGGCCUCUCCUUCCAGGCUGAGGGUCUUAAGGAAUGUCUAACUGUGUUUCCAUGCAUAGUAUUGUAUGUAGGUACAUGUGACUGUACCCCUGUUUCAUGAGUAAAUAUUCCAUUCCCAGUUUCUCAAAGUAAUGUGGGCCAUGAAGCCAGGUUAUCUUCUCUGGGCUUUACUGUUUAUGAACUCCUUGUGGCCUUUACCAACUGAUGGGGCCAUUCGAAACUACUAUCUGGGCAUCCAGGAUGUGCAGUGGAACUAUGCUCCCAAAGGAAGAAAUGUCAUCACAAACCAGACUCUGAACAAUGACAUAGUGGCUUCCAGCUUCCUAAAGUCUGGCAAAAACAGGAUAGGGAGUACUUACAAGAAGACCGUCUAUAAGGAAUACAGUGAUGACACGUAUACUGAUGAAGUAGCAAAGCCCACAUGGUUGGGCUUCCUAGGACCACUGAUACAGGCUGAGGUGGGGGAUGUCAUCCUUAUCCACCUGAAGAAUUUUGCCAGCCGUCCUUAUACCAUUCACCCUCAUGGAGUCUUCUAUGAGAAGGACUCAGAAGGCUCACUGUACCCAGAUGGUUCUUCUGGGUACCUGAAAGCUGAUGAUUCUGUUCCCCCUGGAGGCAGCCAUGUCUACAACUGGACUAUUCCAGAAGGUCAUGCACCCACUGGUGCAGACCCAGCAUGCCUCACCUGGAUUUACCAUUCUCAUGUAGAUGCUCCACGAGACAUUGCGACUGGUCUCAUUGGACCCCUUAUCACCUGUAAAAGAGGGACCCUGGAUGGUAACUUCCCACCUCAGAGGAAGGAUGUGGACCAUAAUUUCUUCCUCCUCUUCAGUGUGAUAGAUGAGAACCUUAGCUGGUACCUUGAUGACAAUAUUGCUACAUACUGUUCAGACCCUGCCUCAGUGGACAAAGAAGAUGAAGCCUUUCAAGAAAGCAACAGGAUGCAUGCAAUCAAUGGGUUUGUCUUUGGGAACUUGCCAGAACUAAGCAUGUGUGCACAGAAGCAUGUGGCCUGGCAUUUGUUCGGCAUGGGAAAUGAAAUAGACGUCCACACAGCUUUCUUCCAUGGACAGAUACUGACUAUCCGUGGACAUCGCACUGACGUUGCUCACAUUUUCCCAGCCACUUUUGUGACUGCUGAGAUGGUGCCCCAGAAGUCUGGAACCUGGUUAAUUAGCUGUGAAGUAAACAGCCACUUGAAAAGUGGCAUGCAAGCCUUCUACAAAGUUGACUCUUGCUCCAUGGACCCACCUUUGGACCAACUCAGAGGCAAAGUUCGUCAAUACUUCAUCCAGGCCCAUGAGAUUCUAUGGGACUAUGGUCCAUUAGGGCAUGAUGGGAGAACUGGGAAGAGUUUGAGAGAGCCUGGAAGUGGCUCAGAUAAAUACUUCCAGAAGAGUUCUAGUCGAAUUGGAGGUACUUACUGGAAAGUUCGCUAUGAAGCCUUCCAAGAUGAGACAUUCCAUAAAAGCAUUCAUCAGAAGGAAGAACAACAUCUUGGAAUACUGGGACCAGUAAUAAGGGCUGAAGUGGGUGACACUAUUGAGGUCAUCUUCUACAACCGUGCCUCCCAGCCAUUCAGCAUACAACCCCAUGGCGUGUUUUAUGAGAAAAACUCUGAGGGUACCGUGUACAAUGAUGGUACAUCUCAUCCCAAAGUAGCCAAGCCAUUAGAAAAAGUAAAAUACCGCUGGACAGUUCCUCCUCAUGCUGGGCCCACUGCUCAAGAUCCUGCUUGCCUGACCUGGAUGUACUUCUCUGCUGCAGAUCCUGCAAGAGAUACAAAUUCUGGCCUGGUGGGCCCUCUGCUGGUGUGCAAGGCUGGGGCUUUGGGUGCAGAUGGCAAGCAGAAAGGAGUGGAUAAGGAAUUUUUUCUCCUCUUCACUGUGUUUGAUGAGAACAAGAGCUGGUACAACAAUGCUAAUCAAGCAGCUGGUAUGUUGGAUUCCCGCCUGCUCUCAGAGGAUGUAGAGGGAUUCCAAGACUCCAAUCAAAUGCAUGCUAUUAAUGGCUUUCUGUUCUCUAACCUGCCCAGGCUGGACAUGUGCAAAGGUGAUACAGUGGCCUGGCACCUGCUUGGCCUGGGCACAGAGACUGACGUACAUGGUGUCACGUUUGAGGGCAACACUGUACAACUUCAGGGCAUGAGGAAAGGUGGAGCCAUGCUCUUUCCUCACACCUUUGUGAUGGCCAUCAUGCAGCCUGACAGUCCUGGGACAUUUGAAAUCUAUUGCCAAGCAGGAAGCCACCGAGAGGCAGGGAUGAGGGCAAUUUAUAAUGUCUCCCAGUGUUCUGGUCAUAAAGACAGCCCACGCCAACAUUACCAAGCUUCAAGAGUCUACUACAUCAUGGCAGAAGAGGUAGAGUGGGAUUAUUGCCCUGAUAGAAGCUGGGAACUGGAUUGGCACAACACUUCUGACAAGGACAGUUAUGGUCAUGUUUUCCUGAGCAAUACGGAUGGGCUUCUGGGUUCCAGAUAUAAGAAAGCUGUAUUCAGGGAAUACACUGAUGGUACUUUCAGGAUUCCGAAGCCAAGGUCUGGACCAGAGGAGCACUUGGGAAUCCUGGGUCCACUUAUCAAAGGAGAGGUUGGUGAUAUCUUGACUGUGGUAUUCAAGAAUAAUGCCAGUCGACCAUAUUCUGUACAUGCCCAUGGAGUUCUAGAAUUUCAUACUGGCUGGCCACAGGCUGCUGAGCCUGGUGAAGUACUUACUUACCAGUGGAACAUCCCAGAAAGAUCUGGUCCUGGACCCAGUGACUCUUCUUGUGUUUCCUGGAUUUAUUAUUCUGCAGUGGAUCCUAUCAAGGACAUGUAUAGUGGCUUGGUGGGACCCUUACUGAUCUGCCGAAAAGGAAUCUUAGAACCCAAUGGAGGCCGGAAAGAUAUGGACCGGGAAUUUGCUUUGUUGUUUUUGAUCUUUGAUGAGAACCAGUCUUGGUAUCUGAAGGAGAAUAUUGCAAUAUAUGGGUCCCAAGAAGCUAGCCAUGUUAACCUACAAGAUGCAACUUUCUUGGAGAGCAAUAAAAUGCAUGCCAUCAACGGGAAACUCUAUGCUAACCUCAAAGGUCUUACUGUAUUCCAAGGAGAACGUGUAGCCUGGUACAUGCUUGCCAUGGGCCAAGAUACUGAUAUCCACACUGUUCACUUCCAUGCAGAGAGUUUCCUCUAUCAGAAUGGGCACAGUUACCGGGCAGAUGUAGUAGAUCUCUUCCCAGGAACGUUUGAGGUCGUGGAGAUGGUAGCCAGCAACCCUGGGAGAUGGCUGAUGCACUGCCAUGUGACUGACCAUGUUCAUGCAGGCAUGGAGACCAUCUUUACUGUCUUGUCUCAUGAAGAACAUUUCAGUACUAUUACUCCCAUUACCAAAGAGAUUGGAAAAGCUGUGAUCCUAAGGGACAUUGGAGGAGGAAGUGUGAAGAUGCUGGGCAUGAAGAUCCCCAUAAAGAAUGUUGAGAUUGUGUCUUCUAUUUUGAUUGCCAUAUGUUUGGUUCUACUGCUCAUUGCUCUGGCUCUUGGUGGUGUAGUCUGGUACCAGCAUCGACAAAGAAAGCUUCGGCGCAACAGGAGGUCUAUUCUUGAUGAUAGCUUCAGGCUUCUCUCUCUUAAGCAAUAAUAGCUGAAUCCCGAAGAUAUCAUCAGAAAACACAUCUGUUUCUAGGAAGCUGUGCAGUAACAGGAAACUCUUUUCUCAGAGUGUGAGAGGUUAUGAAGAGGCAGAGGAUGGAAUCAAAAUUAUCUGUGUAUUCUUUAUUUAUUUAUGUGGAAAUCAUUAUGCUUUCUUUAUUUUCUUUGCCAUCUGAGGCAGUUCUUUUGUAUACAAAUUUCAAUAGCUAAGAUAUGUCACCCUUCAGUACUGGAAGGUACAGAAAUUCCUAGGACUUAAUCAUUCUCACAGAAUAUAUAUCAAGAAAAAGCUAUCUAAUUAGGUUUCUAAUUCCUGUACCUAGAUAGACAAGUAGACUUUUAAUUGAAGCCAAAUGAUGAGCCACAAAAGUAACCCAUAACUAAAUAAAGGACCAAGAACAUAUGUAUGAUGAAUUAGAGGUAGGGUGAGGAGUAGGAAUCCAGAUUUUACUUUAAUUAUCUUUGGCAAUGGACUGUUGAAGAAAUAAAUGAAUGGGUUGUGGUUAUGAGUACCUGUGGAAAAAGGAGCACUUGUAAAUCAGUCAUUCACGUUUCUAUACAGUGGUACUGAAGGAAAUUUUGAGUGUCCUCUUCAUGUUUGAGGUAGCAAUCUUGUCCAUUGAAGUACUUAUUAAAAGACUAGAAUACUGAGUUUGGUAAUUUUGAUGAUUCCCAUGCUUCUGGGAGGUGAGAUUUCAUUUUAAACAAAAGAAUUUCAAGGCUCUGGGGAGACAUCUUAUAGAUCUAUAUAACAUUUGUGGAUUCUGGAGAUUUGUGUGCUGUUUCAUAGUAAGUCUUCAAAUCAGAGGGGUAACAUCCUAGAGGAGAAGUUCAAUGGAUGCUAAAUAUUUUGGAAUGUCAAAAAACAUGGCCGUAGAAGGUACUGAAAAGACACCCCUACUUGUCUACUGGGCAAAGAGAGAUAGGUGCAUACAUGGUAAUUUAGUGGGAGGGGUGGCUAUUGGAAUAUAAGAGGUAUGUCUGCAAUUUAUACACCUCUUUAUAGAACAGAAUCCUUCCUUCCUGUGCCUUACAGCAAUAUCCCUUUGUUGCCACCAUGUUUAUUCCUCUCUGAAACUUUGUUCAGAAAGUACAGACAAGAAAAUAGGAAUGGCGUAAGAUAGCCCAUUCUCACCAUAGUUUCCACAUGGCAAAUGAAGAACAGAAGGAACAUCAUGGAGAGUAAUGAUAGUAGCAAUGGGAUGGGGAUAUAGCUCAGUGGUAAAGUGAUUGCCUAAUAUAAGAGGGUCCCUGGGUUGAAAAAAAAAGCAGCACAAAGGAAACAAAAGAGAAAACAAAGUAAUAACAGAAAUGCAUAGUGAUCUGCUUACAUAUAGCAAAGCAUUCUAAUUCCUGAUAGAUUGGACUUGCUUGGUUCAUUAAAAUGGAAAUUAAAUUAUUUUACUUAGGGUAAAAUUUUACUCAACUGAAAAUUGAGUGGAGACUCAAAUUUUCUUGUAUUUGAUUCCAAAAAUGUUUUAUUUUCCUUUGUCAUGGAAACUUCUACUAUUCUUUGUCUUUCUUUGCCACUUGAUUUCAAAUUGUGAGGUUGCCUAGCAACUUAUAUACUUAGUUAGCAACCAACAGUGUUCUUUUCCAGUUGCCAUAAAAUGUUGCUUGUUAGAGGGCAGAGAUGAAAACAAAAACCAGAAUAAUGCAUUUUGUGUGUUCAUAGUCAGUGGCUUUCUGGAAAGUUUUUGAAAAUCUAGGGAACAUAGUUGUGGAGGAGCAUAUUAAUUACUCAUUAUCUUGUUAUAGAAAUAAUAUGCCUUCUCAGUGAGAAAUCACUCUGUACAGUUAGAGAUAAAGUAAAGGCUCGUAACCAAAGUACAUUUAGCUGACUGUGCCUAAUACUCAAAUAACAGUUGGCAAUGAAUGAAAGAUUUUAUUAACAUAUAUACCUUAAGUUUAUGCAUCCCACAAACAUGGUUAUCCUUCAACCUCUUUUAGUCCUGGCCCAAGGUUACACUUUGAGCAAUUUAAAUUGUCAGGAGACUGCAAGUACUGAGGCAGAUAUGAGAUUUAUACUGCAAGAUAUUGCCAUAAUGUAAGUAUUCUAGUGUUAUUCCUUUUUGACUAGUUGUUUCCCAGGAUCAUCCUGCCCACACAGAAGAAUUGUGACACUGUGAAACAGUAAACAGAUUCCUCCUUCUUAUAUUCUUGCAGAAGCUAUUUUAGAUUUGACUAGAAUUUGAUCUCUUUGAUGGAAAGUUCUGUGGAAAAUUAUUUAGCUCUGUCCUAGGAACCUGAGGUCAAGGUGCUCCAGCUAAUUUAUAUUCACUUCUGUUAAACUGUCUGUUUGCACAAACCUCCCUGUCCAGCUAACUGCUUAUCCUAGCUCCUGUUAAACUGCUAGCUUGCAUAAAGCUUAUCCCUGCAGCUGCUAAGGAAGAUAGCAGGAUAUAGUUUUGCCUUUAAGAUACUCUUACUCUAAAUUUAAAUACUAUGCUUCAGUCCUGAAUACCUGAGUGUUGUCUUAGCUGGCUAGAAUAAAGACUUUCAAUUGGCUAUACACUGUGCCCAAGUAAUUGCCUCUGGUGGGCUCCCUGUAACAGAAUCACAUUUUUCCUAAUAGGAACAUGGGGAACUUAAUGGCAGACCAAAACUUAGUGAUGGUUGUGGCCCUAUGCUGUUCCAAUUCCAGCUGCCCCUUAAAAGUAUAUCAUUUGUAUAGGAAUGAGAGCCCAACGGCUGGUCAUACUAAGUAAACAUUCAUACCCUAGCAUCCUAAAUUUUACUUAUCUGUAACAGGCCUGGCAGACAUGCUACUUAUCUUUGAGUUAUUUUGGAGGCAAUGCUCCUUAGAUUAAAUUUCACUUGUGUGACUUAAUUUUAUAAGCAAACUUAUUAGUAAGUCCUUUAUAAUAUCAGUUUUUAUCACAUUAAGAUUCUUCUACAACAAUUCAAGUGUUAGUGUUUAAAACUUUUCAAAUUGAUAUAUUUAGAGACAGCAGAGCCCUCCCCCACCCUUUGCCCUGUUGUUUAUGUGAAUAUUAAUGAAAAUCAAGUCUAUCUUGGGAAAUCCAGUCAAUUAAUCUUAUAACUUACAUAUAUCUGGGAAGUUUUUAGUAUGAAUACAUAAGACUAGGAUGUGUAGGUAUGGCAUGAUGCAUUUAAAAAGGCUUAUUUUUAAAAUUAAUUUUAACUGUGUAUGUGUGUGUCAGAGAUGGAGCAAGGUCAGAGGCAUCAGAUCCCCUGAAGCUGGAGUUAACAGAUAGUUGCAAGCCAUUGAAUAUAGGUGUUGAGAAUUGAACUCAGGUCCUCUGCAGGAGCAGUAUUUGUUCUUAAUCAAUGAGCCAUCUAUGUAGGCAAGCAUAACGCAUUUUGUUCCUGUGAGUAAUUCUGCCUCCAAUCAAAAUGGAAUCUUAGCGUCUUUGUAUUUUUGAAAAAGAUGUAUUUUUCACUGAAGUUGGUCCAAAUAUAGAUAUAGUGAGGCACUGUGCAAAAAAAUAAUUAGAUAGAAUUUCCAUACUGUUCAUUACUCAAAGCAGACAUUUUCAACAUCAAGACAAUAGUGUGACUUAUUUGCUUUCUCUCCAGGAAUAUCUUUAUUUUUUUUCAACUAUUUUGUUUCAUUUAUUAUUAUUGUAGAGUGCAUUCUAGAGCAUGUAUGUGGAGUCCAGAAAACAAUGUCUCACCCCAGACCUCACUGUAGGUUUCCAGGAAUUGAACUUAUGUUAUCAGGCUUGCAUAACAAGCACCUUUAUCCAGUGAUCCAUCUUUUUUUUCUCUCAUACAUUGCACACAGAACAACAUUCUCCCUUUUCUCCCAGCACCCCACUCACUCUACUCCUCUUCUGUUCCUCCCCGCCAAGGAAACAACAGUCUUCCCAGAGAUAUUAACCAAAUAUGUCAUGUCCAGUUACAAUUUAACUAGGAGCCUCCCCUCAUAUUAAGGGUGAAGAGGCAACCCAGUAGAAGGAAAAGGGAUGCUAAAGCAGGCAAGCAAAAAAGUAAAAAACAGCUCCUGCUCCCAGUGUGACACCUCGCCAGACUCAAAUAUCUUUUGGUUUUUUCUUUGUUGAUUUCUGCUUCAGUUAAAAGCUUAACCAUUUGUUAGCUUUUGCAUAUUGUGGCUAAUGCAGGUAACCCCAGCACUGAGCUAUAAAACACCACAAGUUCAAAGUCAGCCUAGAGUACAUAGUAAGUUCCAGACUACCCUGGGCUACUGAGUAAAAUUGUUUCUCAAAACAAACAAGACAAAAAAAAAAUCUCACAACUAUUUGUUGCUUGGACUAUUGUACUCUUUCUGUUGUUUAUCUCAGAUUCUUUCUACACUUACAAUUGAUUUUCCCACAUGGAAAGGUGAGAUUUCAAAAAUAUAAUUAAACCACUAGUUUGAACAACAUAUUCUACGUUUAGAUCUCCCUGAAGAUAAGUAGAACCUGGAGAUAAUUAAAGAGCCAACAACAGAAAGAGAAAGGAAAUCAGUAGACAGGGCAACAAGGCUGAAAAUGUAAUAUGUUAGUUUUGCAUCAUAUAAUUCUCUACCCAGAAUAGCCAAGUCACAGCAUUCAAACAAACUAACUAAACAAAACAAACCAAGGUGAAACAUAAUCAUGGAAAUAGUCAAAGAGUGACAGUGAACUGGGUGACAGUGAGCAUCUUUUAGUAAUCCUGGAAGCUGGAAGGAAGUGUCAUAGUACUUUUCAAGUGAAGAAAGAAAAAGAUUACCAAAGCCAAAUAUCGCACACACACAUAGGUUUAACACUUGGAAUACAGAUUAGGGAAGACUGGAAGACUGACGUUUAUGGUCAAUUUAGACAACGUUGAAGGUUUGAAGUUAGGUUAGGCUACAGACUAAGAAGCUGACUCACUCCAUUAUUCAAAAUUAUAUAUCUCAUGAAGAGUCUGCAUUUUCUAGACUUGUAUAUUAAUACAAUUCUUGUACUAUGUACUACACGGUCUGGCCUUUUUUUGUAUGUAUUGACAUCUUAUUUUUAAAAUGAUUUCUGAGUUAUUUUUUAUUGUAUAGAAAUAAUGUAUUUUUUUCAGUUCUCUUAUUGUGGACAUUUGAGUUGUGCUUAUCAGAAAAAGGUGCAUUGAACAUCCAUGUUAAACAAAAUUAAAUGAUAUUAUUUAGCAUACAAUAAAGAUUGUGUAUAGACAAAUUCAAAUUAAA
Messenger RNA from Psammomys obesus (fat sand rat), 9075 nucleotides. RefSeq names its product hephaestin (gene Heph). NCBI's taxonomy places the organism in Eukaryota, Metazoa, Chordata, Mammalia, Rodentia, Muridae. Gene Ontology annotation, molecular function: oxidoreductase activity; copper ion binding. The transcript has 22 exons. Gene Ontology annotation, biological process: iron ion transport. The coding region runs from base 460 to 3942 and encodes 1160 amino acids. The record is from RefSeq and is a predicted model, not a curated record. Gene Ontology annotation, cellular component: plasma membrane.